Molecule: messenger RNA, 2310 nt
Organism: Seminavis robusta
Lineage: Eukaryota; Bacillariophyta; Bacillariophyceae; Naviculales; Naviculaceae
Source: the annotation of a GenBank genome assembly
ACACGUUUCAACCGGCGACAGCGAACCUCCUUUCCAAUCAUCAUCAUAAAACCACCAGCGGCAGCAGCACCACCCCCAUCAUCGAUACAAGUACUAAGAUCGCUGCGACCUCACAGUAACGUACUUUGCACAAUGUCUGAAGGAGGCAGUAAGGGCAGCCCAGAAGGUGAUGGGCCACAAGAACAAGGCCGCGGAGCCGAGUCUCCAGCAAAACGCCAGAAACUGAUCAACGAAGAGGAUGAGACUUUAGAGAAACUUCGACGUCAGAUCGCAGUACUGGAAAAGGAAAAGGCAAUACUGGAAAUGAAAAACAAGAAAUACAGUCGCAAAAGCUUGGAAUCGCUGCUUUUCAAGGUGGAAGAAGGAGACCUCAAAGUGGUUUCUACUGGUAACGACAAAUCGCAUGUGGGCGGUCACGACGAAGCGAAAGCAAUCAACAAGAAAAUCUAUCUUCCGACGUUUGACCAGCAGAAAGUAAGAAAAUGCUGCGAAGUGUCCCGGGUGCUUCAAAAGUUUGUUGACACAGAAAAGACAACGGACGAUAAACUGGUGUUCCGGGAAAUCCUCUACAACUCCGAAGCAGACAUUGCUGCGAUUGUUUUGGCCGCAGCAGAAGACGCCAUUGAAUUGCUGAAACAAUUCCACAGUGGAAGAUUUCGGGAGGACAGCAUCGAAACAUCAAUGGAGCGAAGCUUCCUCUCCUGUCGACCAGAUAUCUUGGUUGUAUCCUUUAAUAGGGUCCCAAUUCUCACCAUCGAAAUCAAGAAGCCUAUUCCGGGGGAUGGUUCAUUGACUGACAAUGGCGUUGUCCUGGGCCAAGUUUUCGAUCAAGCUCAAGUCGUCCAGGCCCACUCACAGAAGGAUGUGCCCUGUGUCCUUUCUACCUUUAGUGAAUCUGUUGUUUGCUGGCCACCAGAAAGCAACACGAAGGAUCUGUUGGACCAAUGUUUUCCAUCAUCUACUGCGUCGUCAUCGUCUACUGGGGACCAGCAAGAUUCUCCUUCGUCAGUCCGAGCAAACAAGCCAGGCCUAACUCAGUCGCCCCCAUCUUUCAAAUCACCACUCGGAAUAGCGAGAACUGUCUCGGAUAGCCCACCUGAGGCUGACGAAAAACCGAGCUUUACGCCACUCAAGACUGAGGAUCGAAAAUUGGCCGUGUCCCAGUCAUUCAAGGCUCAUGAUAUUGUAAAAGUGCUGUAUGCUGCUAUAUGCGUAGCUUAUGACGUGACCGCACCUUAUGAUCAAAAGUCUGAAAUCUAUAAGCUAGAGCCUGGCAAGAUGUACAAUUUUGAUAAGGCGCUUCGAGUGGAAGACAAAGGCGGAUACACGUGGGGAAAAUUGAGCAAUGUCAAAUUGGGGGAAAAAAUCCACGACCAGCGUGGUGCGAGAGCUUCUUCUCGAAGCAAUCGAACACAGAGUGACAACGACAAUGCCACAGCGCGAGGACCCUAUUUUAUCAUUGGGCGCCUUGGCUUCGGAUCAACCAGUAAUGUAUUCCAUGCACUAAAUUGCGACGGAAAGGAAGUGGCACUCAAGGUCUAUGUGAAGAAUGAGGACAGAACAUCAAAGAGGGUGCUUUCCAAAGAUGAGUUCGAGAAGGAGGCAAUCGCGGCAACGACACGAGAGAAAGAACUGCUUCUCAAAUUGUAUGGUUUUCUUAAAAACAGGGUCCAUGUUGUGUCGUUGUUCGAAGGUCUACAAUGCGUCGUUAUGCCUGUUUUUACCCCAGUGGAGAAGGAGAAACGACCCCAAAUGUUGCCAGGCAUACAAGCAGUGCUGGAGCGUUUUGGUAAGGCAGGGCUUAAGUACAAUGCGAGCGAUAUUCGUUGGCGUCAUGUGGGGCGGCUUGUGGUGCAAGGUGGUGGAACUGACAGGACGGAAUGCAUCCUGUACGAUCUUGCCAAUUUGGAUGUGGUUACCGCAGAAGACAAGGACUGCGUUGAAAAACAUAUUCUAGGUCUCAAGGAACGAAGUGAGGAAGAGAAGCAGCAAGAAGGGGGUAUGUUUGCUUUGGAGGUCGUUGAUAAUCAUUAGUAUCUAAAUGAAAUAGGAAUCGGGGGUUCGAACUUUCUAGCUACUAGCUAGCUAGGUACAUCUAUCAAGUGUCGGAACAAAGGUCUCUGGAACGUACAGACUGUAGAGGGGGUACAUAUUCCACAUGUUUUUAUUAUUAGACAAUAGAAAGAUUAUGCUCCCUAGGGAAUAAAUACAAAUUGAAUAAAAAAGAUGAAUUUGAAAAAUAAAUGGGGCAUGCACGGAGUUUUACCUGAUAUUAAGCUAACCUCCGUAGGGAAUAAAUACAAAUUGAAU